ACACCAAGACUAACUGUCAAGCAAGGCUGUCACAUUAAUCACAUCAAGGCCUGUCCAGACGGGAUGAUCCAAGGCCCAUUAAAAUGUGUAAACAGACCCUAUAGGCAUGAAUAUAAGCCCUAUACAUAUAUUAUGGAAGGUGGAGUUGCAGGCGUACAUGGGCUGCGGAGACUGCUUACCAUCAGGCGGGCCGUAUGCUUGUUUGCCACCGACGUAGUAUAAAAAAAAAUCCGAUUCUCUCCAUAGUAGCGCUAGAGUAGCUAAUGAAGUGUGCUGUGCUGUCUAUGAUUUGAAUUUUUUUCAAGUACCUAUUCUAGGUAUUGUAGCGCCACCUAUUUAAGGUUUAUAAUGUAUGUAUAUAUAUAAAGCCUGACCAGUAAUAUAUGAUCACGCGCCAUACUGCGGAAUUUCAUUGGAACUACAUUUUUGACACUAAACUGAACUGUCAUCCUAUACAUGAGAAUAACAGCGCCCUCUUGACAAUGAUCAUAUAUUCCUACCGCGAAACCCGAAAUUCGCAAAUUGCGGGGAUCUUUCUCUUUUACUCUCACUAAGACGUAAUUAGAGUGACAGAGAAAAAUGCAUUUGACGAACUUCGAUUUUCGCGGUUAUAGCCCUGGUCGGGCUUUAUAUAUAUACAUUUUGACGUUAAUGCUUUUGGCUAGGAAUUACAGAUGGCGCUUCAGAGGGCGCUCUUUGUCCUAUAUAUUAUAUUACUCUUUGGGCUGAUGGCUCAUACGAUAAUUAUACUUUUAUCUUAUCUGUGGUAUAUAUUGAUAUGUCAAUAAUUGAAGUUUCUUUUCUGCUGUGAUCGUAGCAGAAAGUUAAAUUGCGCGUCGUUGCUGGCGAUCCGCUCGCCACUAUCGAAUUCUGACAGAGAAGACCAGGAUGCGUUUGCGCCACGGUCGAGUAGACUAAGCGGCAUGUAUGAGAGCACGUGCGGAGCGGCGGCCAGCGGUCAGUGCGGCGCGGCGCAGCACGACGGCGAUGGGGCCGUCGCGGCGCCCGCCCGUCCCGAGCCCGCCGCGCGCGACUACAGUGGCUUCGACAUCGUGAAGGCCACACAGUAUGGUGCCUUCGACCGCGUCCGCGAGCUCGUAGAGGCCGGCUGGGACGUGAAUCAGCCGGACCAUGAGACGGUGACGCUGCUUCACUGGGCGGCGAUCAACAACCGGCGCGAGAUCUGCCAGUACCUGCUGGCGCGCGGCGCACAUGUAGACGCGGUGGGCGGCGAGCUGCGCGCUACGCCGCUGCACUGGGCGGCGCGCCAAGGGCAUCUGGAGGCGGCCGUCAUCCUGGUGCGGGCGGGCGCAGACCUUACGUGCCGCGAUGCGGAAGGCUGCGCGCCGCUGCACCUGGCGGCUCAGUUCGGGCACACUGCGGUAGCGGCCUACCUGGUGGCGACGGGAGGCGCGGGCGCGGCGGAUGCGGGGGACGCGGGUGGGAUGACGCCGCUGAUGUGGGCAGCGUGGCGCGUGGCAGCCGUGGAUCCGGCUCGGCUGUUGCUGUCCCUGGGCGCGUCACCACGCCCGGCUGACCAGGCGCACGGCAACACUGCACUGCACUGGGCCAUUUUGGCCCGCAACUCUACUGCUGUGUCGACACUUGUACUUUAUGGCAACGCCCCACUGGACGUGCCGAACCUGCGCGGCGCCACGCCGCUGGCCAUGCUGCAGGCCGCCGCCGGCACUGGCCGGGACUCCUGGAUCGGCAGCAAGGUGCUGGAGAAAGUGCGGGAGCACGAGCUCAAGCAUUCCAGGCCGAAUCUGCUGCGGCGGCUACUGUAUGACAAGAAGCUGCGCUGGUGGGUGGUGGUGUUGGCGCCGUUCGUGGCGUUCUACCUCUCGGGGCUGGUGUUGGAGUCGCGCGCGCGCUACGCGGUCAAAGCGCUGCUGCUGCUGGCGCUGUCGGCGGCGCUGCACGCGCUGGGCUCGGCGCUGCUCGACGACGACUUGAAGAACAUCUUCCCGCUCAGCGUGUACCUGGCGACUAAGGCGUGGUUCUACAUAACGUGGGCCGUGUUCCUGGUGGGCGCGGCGGGCUGGCGCGCGACGCUGCUGUUCCUCCUGUGUUCUGCCGCGCUGUGGCACUUCUUCCUGAAGUCCUGGCGCUCCGACCCCGGCGUCAUCCGCGCCUCCACGCGGGACAAGUUCCGGACGAUAAUCGAGCUGUCGGAGGACAGUUCGGGCGGCGGCGGCGCCGGCUUCGACCCGGCGUCGUUCUGCUCGGCGUGCCUGGUGCGCCGCCCGCUGCGCUCCAAGCACUGCUCCGUCUGCAACCGCUGCGUGGCCCGCUUCGACCACCACUGCCCCUGGGUCGGCAACUGCAUCGGAGCUAACAACCACCAGCACUUCAUCGGUUUCCUCGUGAGCCUGGUCGUGAUGUGCGGCUGGAUGGUGUGGGGCGGCGUGCAGUACUACCGCGCGUCGUGCCCGGCGGGCGCGGCCGACAGCGCGCUGGCCACGCUGGCGCGCUGGGCGCAGUGCAACGCCUGGCUCAUGUGGGUGCUGCUGCACGCCGCCUUCCACAUGUUCUGGGUCACGGUGCUCACGGGCUGCCAGAUGUACCUGGUGGUGUGCCUCGGCAUGACGACGAACGAGCAGCUGAACCGCGGCCGCUACCGGCACUUCGCGGCCCGCGGCGGCCGCUCGCCCUUCUCGCGCGGCCCGCUGCUCAACUGCGUGGACUUCUUCAACCUGCGCCUCUGCGGCCUCGUCGCGCCGCGCCGCGCCGACUGGUCCCGGGCCGGCGCCGCCGCCGCCGCCGCCGACGACGCCGACGCCGACUCGGCGCCCAUGCUGCAGCACGUGGUGUGAGGCUCGGCGCGCGCUGCCGACGGCGAGCCCGUGUAGCCGCCCCCGCCGCCGCCGCCGCUGCGUCUACAAGUUUUAUGCGUGCGAACGACGAGGAGAUACAAGACAGAUUUUAACACUUAUUUGGCGACUAUAGUAGCGAACGAAUUUGUCGGUAGAAAACGGCCGCGAAUUUGAAUAACGCACGCGCUAACGGUCGACCUCCCGUAGAAAGUUUGAAUUUUGCAUCUUUUUAUAUUGACGAUGAUUUUAAAAUGGGAGCGUUCCGCUAGACUGUCGCUUACGAAACGUACUCCUUUGGUUAUUCUAGAAAGCUCCGAAGCUGGAUUGUGACACGAAAUACGUGUAAGUACAAUUUUUUUACUCUCUUACUAAACCAAUAUUGGAAAAUUAUUUUCGCUCUCUAAACUCAAAUUGUUUACUAAUGUAUAUUUUUUUUUAAACCAAGCCACGGAGUGUCUAUCUAUAAAAUAGGCUAAAAUCGGCCUAUUUAAAAUCGUAAUACUUGUUUACAAAUAUAUACGUAGAAUCUAUAUUUAUGUAAAUAAUGUUGUAUAGUGACUUUAUAAAUACGAACCUCUCAGACAUCGAUGUUCCCUUUCUGAGCCUUAAGUACUAAUAACAAACCAUCAGUAGCGGCGCGUUGAGUAAAUCAGUUGUACAAAACCCCGCCACUGCAAAAUACUAUCACGAAACACUUCGCUACUAAAAAAUCUAUAUCUAAAUAACACUUACAAUAAAUCUGCAUCCGACCCGAAAUACAUGUAGUUAAAAUCUGUCAAAUACCUCCCCACUUACAAUCUAGUAUAUUGUAACCCUCGAACUUACUUUCUUACCGCAGUUCCGAGUAAAACUUAUAAAUGUUGCGACGGUCGUAGUCAGGUGUCCGGGGCGCGCGUCGCCGUCAGCAGUGCGCCGGUCUAGUCCGGUCCGGUUCCGACGCGAUCCUACCGGUCCCGGCGCGGUCCGUACCGGUUCCGACACGGUCCGGUCCGGACUUCACGCGCGCGAUUUGCGCUCGCACGCGUACUCACAUCGAUCUCCGCAGGUGGACUAUAUAAACUAUAUUUUUUGUAGUACAACUUAGGUUAUGCGUACACGUGUAUUGUGUACGCCGCGAUUCUAAACUCUAUUAUUAUUAUAGUAAUGUUUACCAAAAAAGUUCGUCGCUUCGCGCGGUCGCGCUGACCUUGUAAUUUUUAUAAUUAAUUAAUUAUUGAACAAUAUGGAAUUAAUGUUUAAUAGGUUUAAUUAAAGUUAUUCCGAGCGAACAAGUUGUAAUUAUGUAGGUAUGUUAUUGUGUGCGUGCGGCUUGGGCGAGUGUGUGUUAUACCCGAUGGAAAAUCAAUUUUGACACCUGUCACAUUCUGACGGUACAUUUUGAGUAAAAAAAUAAAAGUUUGUGAUACAAAUAGUAUUGAAAUGCCAGGUGUAAAAAUUGACCUGUAAAAGUUGCCGUUGGGGAUAGUUAUUAAAGGUAUACUUAUUCCUGAAUUUAGCGUCUUAUGGUCGGUCUUCACGUUGGCAAUUCUUGCUGAAUUUCGCAACGGGAUUCCAUUACUUUUUACCAAAACUUAUGAGUUGUAAGAUGUUAUACAACAGCCCUCUGAUAAAUCAUUUAAAUGAUUAGAGUUCAAUACACUCAUAAAAAUCAGAUUUUGUAGGAUAAUAUCGUCAACCUAACGACCCCGGAGGUUAAAGUCAGGAAUGUGUGAUGCCACCUGCACCUAUGUACUUUAAGAAACGAAGCUUCCUUCUAAUCUAAUAAUGUACUGUUAUACUCAUAUCAAACACUUGCGAUCCAAAUAUUUUUGUAACGGACUCGCCAUUUGUGAGCGUGAAGUUUUUAAUGAUUCCUCUUUCUCAAUAUUACGGAAUAUUAGUCGUUCCGGUAGUUAAGAGAGUUCUAUUCCACAAACUAACUGUAUUAUAUAUUUAAGAGAAUAUUGGACGAACGCUUCUCCAUACAAACCUAGUCCCCAUUUUCCUCUCUGGAUCUUAACAUUAUAUAUUUUACACGAUUUGAUGUAGGUAUAUUACUAUAUACCUUUAUUUGGCAUUUUUUGAUUUUUUUUUAUUAGAGUUAGGAGAGAAAAAUCCAUAUACCUCUUAAAUUUUUAGAACGUCACCCUUAUAAAUAAAUAGUGGGCCCGUGAGUGACUAAACAUACGCAAUGCGACGAAAUUAAAUACACGCUUUAAAAUUCCUGAGAACAUACCAAACAUAACCCACGUAAUACGGUCGGGUUAUUUGUUAUCCACCAUAAACCAUACUAAAUUCAUGGUGGGGAAUAAAAAAAAUGCGAGACUGUGACAAGGACAAACAAUAAUAACGCUUUCUCUGCUACUCCUACUGAAAGUUCCAUAAGAGCAUCUCGUUCGGUUAUCUCCCCCCCUUCCACAUUUCAUCUCUACUUAUAUUAUUGUACCUCUAUAAUAAGGUAAUUAAAAAAUCCAAACAAUUCAAACAAAGAAGCAUAGCUGUGGUUAAUUUAUGAUUGUGUAAACAUAGGUAUUUUCUAAAUAUCAACAUCCAGAGAGGUAAAUGGAGAUUACAUUUGGAUAGAGUAGCGUUCGUCCAUUUUCAAGCUACCGCGUGCACUCUGCGACGCACGGCUAAGCUUUUCGCUUUAAUAUUUAAAAUUACACUAUUACUACUUUUUGUUAUAUUUCUUACUUGUAACAAAUGAAAUGAAAAAUAAAUGUAACAGAUGAAAUUAAUUUAUUAGAAAAAAUAUUAAGUGAUUUUUUUUUACUUAAGUCACCUAGGGCGCAUUGUAAACAUACACGUUACUAUUUUACAACUUUCAAUGGAAACAUGGCAAAACGUAUCUUGUUAACCCUUUUCCAGGCCGCACCAAUCUACAAGGUUUUCCCAAAAAAACCAAAUAUAUUCCAAUUAAUCCAGCUUUUAUGAUUCAUUUGAAGACAAGUAACAUUUCCUGAAAGUGUAAUCUAAUUUGAACCUUAAAUCGGCAUGCUAAAGUUGAAAUUCUAAUGGCGCGUAUGUGGUCGAUAAAUCGUACUAUGCCUGGAAAAGGGUUAAGUCGAGACCGGCUUAUUCAUUUAGGGCCAUACUUCCCGAUAUUGGGACCGAAGUCAGUCCCGAUGUCGGGCCUAAUAAACGUUUUCCGUUUCUCGGAAUAUCAGCUCAUCGAUCGUUAACAAUAUUUGAAAUGUAAAAAAAAUGGUUCAUAUGCAAAAAUAUCAAACAAUGAACAUUUUUGGCAAUUAGAGACUAAAGUAUUUUUUACAUGAUAAAUAUUGUACCCAAUGUAUAUAUUUUCUCAAUUUCUGUAUCUGUGUUUUAUGUAGUGUGCAAUAAUGAAUUUUAUUAUUAUUAUUGUAAGAUGUGCUGAUAUUUGGUGAAAUGGAAAAAUAUUCUUGCUCGGGCCCGACGUCCGACCUAGAGGUGUGCGCCGAUCGGAAAAUCAUCGGCAGCUAGUCGCCUUUGGCAGCUACUCGAAAAUGUGGGUGUUAUACGUCCAAAAUUAAAGUAUAUAAAACUCAAAACUUGUCCAUUAAAAGAUGACAUGUUUAAAAAAAUACGAUUUAUGACAGGAUUUCUUUCCAAAUGUGGUGGCUUGCAAUAUGUAACGUAUUGUUAUAUAUGGCAUGCUAGGGCUGACGCAACAGUAGGUGUGCUGUGUGAGGCCGAAGGAUAUAAGAUCAGAUACAUCUCAAUGAUUAAAUAUCUGUAAACCGAUGCAAUCCGCGAUUCCAAAAUCUCUGGAGAGAUUGCCAAGAUUGACUGCCGAAUUCCGCGAUUGGCCGAGGGCAUUCCAGCGAGACAAUUUCGAUACUAUCAUGCGAGGCCGAAAGCCUAUAUGCAGGACAGGUGGUUUUUAAGAGUCAGCAGACUUAAGGCGCUGCCCUAGUGGCUUGUGCUUUAUUAUUAUUACAUAUGGUCGUUUAGAUGCUGAACCAAUUAAAUGUUAAAAAUGUGUCAUUGUUAAGUACGAAUUGGAUGUCAAUAUUGCACUUUCUCUAAUAUUGUGAGUUCUAACAUACGAGAUCAUUCUUGCCCUCUAAUCGAUCUAUUGCUAUAUUUGUGGAGUUACCAUGGACCUAUUGAUAAGCUUAUUCGACUGCGACAUCUAUUCAGCUGUCAUAUUUUGCAUCACGGUUUUCAAGCAAUAUCUUCUAUAAAUCGAUAUCAAAAUACGGACGCUACAGUGGCAAUAUAGAUUAACACUUUUCCUUACAUUUUGUUUGUUAUUGCUAGUGACUUUUCACUUACCGAUUCUAAAAAUGACUCGCGCAAAUAUCCAUGGGCGUUAAAUUUGUGUACUUAAUGAACUACAAUUCAAUUUAAUAUUGAGCACCGAAUCGUCACCAAAGUCACCAUAAUGAAUAAAAGAAAUUAAUUGUAACGUGGGGCAAUUCACAUCUAAGUGUUUUUUUAUUAUUAUUGGCAGAUUCUGAAAAUCUGGUGGAUAGAUAGUUUCUUAUUCUGCACAAUUUGACAAGUGUUGACAGGUUAGACAGAGCACGCACCAUAUAUUAUGCAGUAUGCACCAUCACUACACAAAGUUCCCCACCGCGUCAGUCUGUCUGCAUGUUCGCGAUAAACUCAAAAACAUUGAACGGAUUUUGAAGCGGUUUUCACCUAUCAACAAAGUGAUUCUUGAGGAAGGUUUAGGUGUAUAAUUUGUUAAAAUUUUAAGUAACCCGUGCGGACCUGGGGCGGGUCGCUAGUGCCAUACUCGUAUAUUCUAAUGACAUCACAAAUUUCAACUUUAAAUUCGUUGAAAGUUGUUCUAGUUGGACCAAGUUAACUCUGCGCAGAAUUUGCAAUGACAGUGUGGAGUGCCACCAUAAACGUCAAAUUCCUACUUCCACUCUGUCAUUCUUGAAAUAAUUUACACGUUCUCUGCGAAUCCCCCGAAUCGAUGUAUGCUUAAUGUUGCAGAAAGAUUGAUCGCACUCUCUUUUUCGCAUAAAAUGGAUUGUCAUAUUUUCACAUGGCAUAACACGAUUGGCAUGACGCUAUUUCGCAUAAAUGUCAUUAUAAUAAUGCUUCAAAUCGCUUAAAAAGCUGUGUUCCUAAUAUAUUAUGCGCAUAAUUUUCAAACUUGAAGAAAUGCAGGUUAGGUUAGUUUAGAACUGCGAUCCUCACAAAGACGAACUGUUUUCAUAAAAGCAGGUAAGGUUAGGUAAGAACUGCGACUCACAUAAAGACGAAUUGUUGCCAGCAAAUAAGUGUAGGUUAGGUUAGAACCGCGGCUCCCACAAAGACGAACUGUUGCCAGAAAUGCAGGUUUGGUUAGGUUAGGUUAGAAUUAUUAGGAUAUUCGAAUUUAGGCUAUACGUAUAGAAGAAUUCGACAUAAGAAUCUUAUGACAUUUAACCUGUAGGGCGAAAAUCGUUUAGGCAAGACAGGCUUAUGCGCAUAAAAAUUAGGAUACUCAAUUUAUUCGGAUCAAUAGUUAUGCUUAACGUUGUUAUGCCAAUAGUUGUUAUGCGAAGUGAAAAUAGACAGGAAAAAUUAUGCGUUCCAAUAUAGACCCAAAUUUCCGCAAAGUCUGAUUAAAUUGUGUGGUGCGGAUGCACAAAUGAAAAAGGACUUCGGCUCGCCGAUUAGAUGAGAUUGACGCCAAUUUAAUUAAUUAUCAAAUUGGUAAUUUCAUUGUUCCAUCUGGAUUGACUUUUAUAUUGCAUUCGUAGAUUUGGUAUGCAAGCUAAGUACUUGGUGUAUUACCUACGUAUAUUUUUAAUAUUUGGUGACAAUCUUCCAUGAUCUCCCCUGGACCCUGGGCUGGGUCUAGGACAACAGUAGAUAUUUUACUAAACUCUAAAAAAGAAUUUGACUAUGCGACCCCAUGACUACAAAACUGGAUGCGCCCUUGUCGGGAAUGCUAUUUUGUAUUAAGUUUUCCAUUUGAUUUAUGUAUUUUGUGCAAUAAAGAUUUAAAAAAAUAAGUAAGUAAAAUUAAGGAGAGGGCGAAAGUAUAUAAAACCUUGUAAAAAUGGGUAGGUAAUUGGUGUAAUAUAUGUUUUAUAAGGAAUCGUGCGUCGCAUUGGGUUUAGCCUUCACCAUAGGGCCUACCGCGAACCUCGAAACAUCUUUAUCUGCCUCUUUAUAGCUCCUUAGUAAUUGAGCGGGAAAUAGAUGAUCGAACGAUGUGGUUGGUUCGCGGUAGGCCCUCUGUUUCUCGUGCCGCAACGUCGCGCGGUGCGUCAUGUUGUACCUUGUAACUCGUAGUAAAUGUUGCUUUUAUUUUUGUAAACAUAAUACUUUGCCUUAUUAUAAUAUAAAUAUCAAGUCUUUAUAUUAUGGAUGUAUUGAUGCCAUUACAAAAUUAAAAACAGUAUUAUGCA
Molecule: messenger RNA, 9133 nt
Organism: Cydia pomonella (codling moth)
Lineage: Eukaryota; Metazoa; Arthropoda; Insecta; Lepidoptera; Tortricidae
Gene: Hip14
Product: palmitoyltransferase Hip14
Exons: 8
Coding region: 924-2816 (630 amino acids)
Biological process (GO): protein palmitoylation
Cellular component (GO): Golgi membrane
Molecular function (GO): palmitoyltransferase activity; protein binding
Source: RefSeq, a predicted model, not a curated record